UAUUUGUCAUAUCGUGUUUCUCAUCAUAUUCAAAUUUGUGAAAAUGAAUGCAAACUCAGAGAGAAUUGAGAUUUCAAGAGAUUUGUUGGAAAAGGCUGAAAAAGCUCGUUCCGUACUACUACCGACUAAGUCGGAACUUAAGUACAAAAAGGAAUAUGACAAAUUUCUGCAGUGGAUGGAAGUUAACCGUAUGGAUAGUAAAAACACGAGUGAAACUGUAAUGUUGGCGUAUUUUCAAGAGAUGUCUGAAUUGUAUAGUCCUAAUUCGCUGUGGACUAAAAGGUCAAUGCUAAAAUUGAUGAUGAGAAUACAUGAUGACAUAGAUGGAAGUAAAUUUCACGAAUUGGAAGCGUUUCUCAAACGCAAAAGUAAAGGCUAUGAGCCAAAAAAGUCUCAAGUGUUUAGUCGGGAAGAUAUUGUCAAAUUUUUGAAGAAUGCGUCUGAUCAAGAAUACUUACUUCAUAAGGCAUUCUUUGAUAAGUUCUUCACAUCUCCUGCAAAUGACAUUAAUUAUGUCAUCUUUGUCCAAGUCAGAAAUUAA
Molecule: messenger RNA, 541 nt
Organism: Harmonia axyridis
Lineage: Eukaryota; Metazoa; Arthropoda; Insecta; Coleoptera; Coccinellidae
Exons: 3
Coding region: 44-541 (165 amino acids)
Source: RefSeq, a predicted model, not a curated record